AGCUCAACUUAGGUCAGUUGAAUUGGCUUUACUUGCGCAAUGGAAUGCUAACAGGGCAACAAAUGCUAAUUACAAGAGCCGUGGCAAGCAGUGUAACUUUUGACUAACAUGAGAUGUUGUGUUGAACCAGCCAACCUGAUCUGUUCUAAUUCAUAUUCUUCCUGCUGUGGCAUAAUGUAGGCUAUACCAAUUCCACAAUUGCUAAUGUGCUAGCAGAUGCUAAUGGCUAAAGUGGAACUUGGGAAUAGCUAGCCUUUAACCUUAGAGGUGACGGAAACCCUGCUGCAGCAAGUUUGCAUAACUUGGUUUGCAUAAUUUCAAAUCAAGUUUCUGUACCUCAAGUGAAGUCUCAAGCCUUUGCUGUCCAAGUCAAGUGGCAAGUGCUCACUAACAUGCCUGAGUCAAGGCUAAAUUCUUGACAGGAGCCCAAGUCACAUGACCCUCUGCUGAUAGCCGUGGCGACAAACAAACGUUGGCUCAUUUAUUAUAAUCAUCACAUGGUUUCAAGGAACUCAAGAGAAUAGGAGGAAGCAACCAAUCGGACAUGAAUUUCACAUCACAUGACCAUGACUCAGAGAUCUAAGUGGUUUCACUUGUGAGGAAGUUGGUGUUUCAGGCAGACAAAUGGAGCGCAGAGUUGAUUUGCAGAGAGAAUGUUUCACCUGUUCGAUCUGUCUGGACAUACUGGAUGAACCUGUCACUCUUCACUGUGGACACAGCUUCUGUAAAACCUGUGUUGAAGGUUCCUGGAAUGACAAGAACAUCUACAAGUGUCCUCACUGCCGAAAGACCUUCUCACCGAGGCCGGUCCUGCAGAAGAACAUCAUGCUAGCGGAGAUAGUGGAGGAGCUGAAGAAGACUGGACUCCACACUGCUGACCCCAGCUGUGCUGGAGAUGUGGCCUGUGAGUCCUGCACUGAGCGGAUGCAGGAAGUGCUCAAGUCCUGUAUGAUGUGUCUGGUCUCUUACUGUGACCGACACCUUCAGCCUCAUCUGGAAGAGCCAACCUUCAGGAGACAUUCGCUGGUACACGCUCACAAGCAGCUCCAGGAGACCGACUGCUGUCAUGACGGUGUCUGUACUGAAGACCAACCUAAAGAGCACAACGCGGUCUUGUCCGCAGAAGAGAGAAGAGAGCCAGAGAAAGAGCUGGAUCUGAUUCGACAAAGGAUCCAACAGAGGAUCCAGGUGACAUAUGACGAUGCGAAGCUGCUUCAGAGCGAGGAGAAGGAGAUCGCUGUCUCGGCUGAUAGAGCAGUGAGGGACAGUCAAAAGAUCCUCAACCACUUAUUCCAUAGUGUGGAGCAGCAGAUCAGAGCCAGGCAGCAGAUUGAAGCUCGUCGAGUCCGAGGCCUUCAGGAGCAGCUGGAGCAGGAGAUCGCUGAGCUGGAGAUGAAAGAUUUUCAGCUGCAUCAUCUGUCAUACUUGGACAGCUACACUAUUCUCCAGAACUUGCCACUCUCAGAGCCCAAUGAGGAGACGCUCAACACCAGGGCCCGCGUCCACCAUCAUUGCGGCUUUGAGGAAGUGGCAGCUGUCGUGUCGGCCAGCAAAGUCAAACUCCAGGACUUCAUGAGAGACCAGUGGACCAAAAUCUCAUUGAUGCUCACUCCAGACCAGCGCUUGUUGUCAGAGGACGAACCAAAGACCCGAGCUGAGUUCCUCAAGUACUCACAGGACAUCACUCUGGAUCCAAACACUGCAAGCUCAAGGUUGUUUUUGUCUGAAGGGAAAAGGAAACUGACAAACAUGAGAAACGGUCAGUCCACUCACCAUCACCCAGACAGAUUCACCGACUUUCUUCAGGUCCUGAGUAAAGAGAGCCUGACUAGCCGUUGUUAUUGGGAGGUGGAGUGGACAGGAGAAGUUGAAGUAGCAGUCACAUACAGGAACAUCAGCAGAUCAGCAGCCGGAAGUAGAUUUGGAUUCAAUGACAAAUCUUGGUCUUUAUGUUGUUUCAAUUCGGGUUGUUCAUUUACACACAAUAGCAUCAUAACAGAACUCUCAAACGUUCCGUCCUCCAGAAUAGGAGUGUACCUGGAUCACUAUGCAGGUCUUUUGUCCUUCUACAGAGUCUAUAAAACCAUGACCCUCCUCCACAGAGUCCGCACCAGGUUCACUCAGCCUCUACAUGCUGGAGUCUCUGUUUGGUUCCAGUCUACGUCAGAGUUCCCUAUCCUGAACUAGAAGGACUGUGUCUUGCAAACUCUUCUUGAAAGUUGUUGGUUUCUCUUUUUCUCAGGGACACUAACUGCCCUUUUGUACCUGUGGUUUGAAGCUUUCUGUUUUUGGUUAUUUUGAAUGUGCUUGUGUAUAACUUUUCUCCUUUGAAAGAUUAGUCUGCAUGAUUUAAGUAGCUUUUUGCGUGAAACUGUGGUCGAUCUGAUGAAGUGGAGUGUUUUAUUAUUAAGUAUUUUGUUUUUCUUGAUGUUCUUCACAUGACAUUUGUCUUUCUUUCAUUUGUUUUUCUUUCGUCGCUUCAUGUUAUGUUGUAUGUGUAGUAGUAGUUUUUGUGUGUGUGCAUUUCUUUGGGUAAUGUAUUCAUGUAUUUUUUUUGGUUUGGUUUAUUUAGUUCGUUGCGUCACAGGUAUAUUUUUUGUGUAAGUUUAUAGUUUAUUUGUAUUCUGAACAGUUUAGUUAACUGUGAGUUUCAAGCAGAUGGUUGUGAGAAGUUAAAUCAAAUUCUGGACAUGGUCUUGCUCCUUUCACCGCAGGUUCAGUGUAUUUUUUAAAUAUUUGUUUGGGAUCUGCUGAUCACCUUUAAUUUAGCUGAUGUUGUUUUGUUAUUACUGUAUCAUUUAAAUGAAAUGCACAUGAACAAUGUUAUGAAAGAAAUGGGUCAUGCAUAGACGGUGGUGAAUGGAAACAAGAUUAAAAAUGUAUGUUACCAUUUAAAAAUGGUUUAUUUGAAUGUGUGGUUGCUGCAGUGUGCUAAUAUACAGUAUAUUCUCAUGGCUAAACUGUAAAUGCUUGUGGUUCAUUUUCGAUGAUGUUUCCUUGAUGUGCAACCUUCAUAAAUGAUGAAGAAACUUUCAUGAGUGAGAGGCGGUGAAGCGUGUCUCUCAUUACCACCAUCAUUGAGCUCUUCAUGUUGCAGCCAUGCUCAGUGUGUUGACCUUUUGUAUUUGUCCUUUCUCCAUAUUUUAUGAUGGACAGACCAACAUAGCAAAUGAACAAAGCAAAAUGUUCACCGGCUAUCAUAUAAGUGACUCAACAUCACAAGAGUAUCACUGUCUAAAUGGAUAUUUAUUCCAGGAUGGGAAGUUGCCUCAUCAACUCUUAACAAGAAACCUAUGUUUUUCUCAGAGUGAAUAACUACUUGUAACCACCAUUAGAUACAAGCAAGACAUGGGGUUUUCCAGUUUAAUAAAAUUAAGUGAGAGUGAAUGCCAUCCUGUACUUACUUCCAAAUAUGGUGAACAUAACAUACCCUGUGAUUUCUGAUGUUUUUUUUUUGUUGU
This is a messenger RNA of Synchiropus splendidus (mandarinfish), 3461 nucleotides long. RefSeq names its product tripartite motif-containing protein 16-like. The transcript has 2 exons. The record is from RefSeq and is a predicted model, not a curated record. The coding region runs from base 625 to 2187 and encodes 520 amino acids. Gene Ontology annotation, molecular function: protein binding. NCBI's taxonomy places the organism in Eukaryota, Metazoa, Chordata, Actinopteri, Syngnathiformes, Callionymidae.